UAGACCAACCUACAAUGUCGAGAAGCUUAGCAAGGAUAUAGCAACCCCUAUAAUAGACAAGAAAAUACCUAUCCCAAACAAGAAACCCAGCAAUAACAAAAAAUUAAAGAUCACCCACAAUCCAUCUCCAGCCCAACAAAUAUCUAUCAGUACAAACAACAACCUUGAAAGAAACAAACAGGAUUCCACUGCCUGA
Acaulospora colombiana is the source of this 196-nucleotide messenger RNA. Lineage: Eukaryota; Fungi; Glomeromycota; Glomeromycetes; Diversisporales; Acaulosporaceae. The record is from the annotation of a GenBank genome assembly.